Molecule: messenger RNA, 2634 nt
Organism: Branchiostoma belcheri (Belcher's lancelet)
Lineage: Eukaryota; Metazoa; Chordata; Leptocardii; Amphioxiformes; Branchiostomatidae
Product: vesicular glutamate transporter 1-like
Exons: 14
Coding region: 191-2059 (622 amino acids)
Biological process (GO): monoatomic anion transport; neurotransmitter loading into synaptic vesicle; transmembrane transport
Cellular component (GO): excitatory synapse; synaptic vesicle membrane
Molecular function (GO): L-glutamate transmembrane transporter activity; neurotransmitter transmembrane transporter activity
Source: RefSeq, a predicted model, not a curated record
CCAAUUUGCAGGAAUUACGGUGACAUUUGGAGAGUGCACAUCGCGUGGAUGGACUAGUGUAUGUUUAAGGAGUGUUUAUAAGGUAGAUAUGCUCGACAGUGACGUAGGAGUGGGUCCCGACGUAGGCUGAAAACGGGGAUAAAUUCGGCACACUCAGACCCCGGCCCGCUGUGGCGUUAGGUCCGCUAACAUGGAGUUCCCUAUAGCUGCGUUCCACAGCACUUACUCCUAUCACAGAAUGGCGCCCCAAAAUCGCAUUAGUUUGGACCCGAAGGACAAUGGGAAAGAUUCGUCCUUCCUGCCCGAGUCGUGGACGAACAAGCUGUGGCCAAGUAGUAGCGAAACUGACGGAUCUAGUUUCUGUCCCUGUCCGAAAGUUAAUGUCCUGUGCGAUCGACUUGGGGAGGCGGCAACCUGUAAAAGCGGGUUCAUGCCGAAGAGAUAUAUAGUGGCAGUGUUGGCGUGCUUCGGCUUCAUGAUCCAGUAUGGCAUCCGCACGAACCUGGGAAUCGCCGUGGUGGAUAUGGUUAACAACCACACACUGGGAGACUUACAAGUGCCAGCACCAUUUCACUGGUCGCAGAUUACAGUCGGUAUCAUCCACGGCUCCUUCUUCUGGGGCUUCCUGCUGACAAAAGUCCUGGGAGGAUACCUGGCGGUGCGAUUUCCUGCUAAUAGAGUGUUUGGGGCAUCCGUGCUGUGCUCGGCCUGCCUACACAUGCUGGUUCCCGUGGCAGCUGACUUACACUAUGGCGUCCUCAUCUUUAUCAGAAUCCUACAGGGCCUGUCUGAAGGCAUGACGUUCCCGUCGUCCUACGGUGUUCUGAGUAAGUGGGCGCCGCCUCUGGAAAGAAGCAGACUCACGUCCAUCAUGGUCACAGGCCAAUAUGCGGGGAUUCUGUUCGGCAUGCCCCUAUCCGGAGUGGUGACUGAGUACGCCGGCUGGCCGUAUGCAUUCUACAUGUACGGGGCGUUUGGCAUCACAUGGUCCGUGAUCUGGGCCUUGUGCGUGUGGGAGUCGCCUGCCAAAGACCCCACUGUGAGCGAGGAGGAGUGCCUCUUCAUAGAGAAGAGCCUGGGCGAGUUCUACCAGGGAACCAAUCAUCAGUCUACCGCCCAGGACACGCCGUGGAGAGACAUCCUGACGUCUCCUCCCGUGUACGCCAUCCUGGUGACGGACACCGCCUUCAAGUGGACCCUCUAUCUCCUGCUCACCAACUCACCGUCCUACUACAUGCAGGCAUUCGACAUGCAGGUCGAAGCUUCCGGUCUGAUCACAGGCAUGCCGUUCCUGUUCCUGGCGCUGUGUCUGCCCGUCGCCGGCAGUGUUGGAGACUGGAUGCGCACCAAGGAAGUCAUGACCACCACCAAUGUCAGACGACUCUUCAAUACCGUGGGUCUGUCCGUGGAGGCGCUGUGUUUCCUCAUCAUCGGCUGUACCAACAGUCCUGUCGCCUCCAUGACUCUUCUGUCGGUCGGCAUGGCUUCAGCCGGUCUUACCUUAGCUUCAGGUUAUAACGUGAACGCCCUGGACAUAUCCCCCCGGUACGCCAGCAUCAUCAUGGGUCUGUCCGGCGCCAUCGCCACCUUUUCAGGCAUCCUCUGUCCGAUAGUUGUGGGGACUAUCACCUAUGACAAGACUGCCAAACAGUGGGGCUAUGUGUUCAUCAUCUCGGCGGUCAUACUGAUCUCCAGCGUCGUGGUCUACUUCUUCCUCGCCUCGGGGGAGACUCAGCCGUGGUCCAAUCCCAAGCCGCGCCCCGACGACGACGACGCCGACGAGGAAGACGUCUUCGUCAAGAAGUCGAAAAUUCCCGAGUGGAUGAAGAAGCCGAAAGUUCCCGAAUGGCUCCGAACGGCCGGCGACGGCAAACCGAGUGAGCCCGAGCCUCAGGACGAAGCUGCCGCGAAGGACGCUGGGAAAAAGGCUACGGACAAGCUUAUGGCACAGCCUGUUGUUGACGACGGGUCCCCGAUAGACUGGGUGGAUGGGUCAACGAACUUUGUACAAAUAGCCCCUGAGGAUCCGUAUAUGUACAAUACAGAGAGGGAUUUUUAAAUAAGCGAACCACUAGCAAGAUAGAAAAGUUUGCGUUACACUUAUUGUGAUUAUAACACUUACAGCGUUAUUGUGAUUCCUAGGUGAGUGAUAGGGCAAUGAUGAAAUUAGUAAUUGUCCAGUAGCUAGAGAAAUAUAUCUGUAGAUGUAAAUGGGUAGCAUCGUAGGACAAUUGAGAUUUAAGAAACGCAAAAGUCAUUCACUACGCUCACGUGCCCAAUAUGUGAGACAGUCAUAAGCGCCAAUACUACAACGACGUUAUCAGAAUCAUGACUACAAGUACAACAACGUUAUCAGAUUAUGUAACAUCACCACACAGGCACACACCAAUGUGUACUUCUCAAUCAUGGAUUAAACUAUAGGUUGUGACUCAUGAUAUAGAUGCCAUUAUAGGACACCUGUGUUGAAGCUAAGCUGUCAACUUAUGUGAACAGUUCAAUAUCAAGCCAAAGUGAGAAGUUAGUAGAAUAUUACUUAUCCAAUAUUGAAGCAAAAAUAAAGUUCUUAUUCAUAUAGCAAUCCUAUCAAAUGUCUUUACGAUUUUUCCUCAGAAUUGAAAGUCAUUAAACUAUAAC